AUGGUAUCUUUGCGCCCCUUGUCUUGUUCUCUCCCCCUCGCUUCCCGAGGUGCUCUCUUUGCAACCUGUGCCGCUGCCUCAGCUCGUCCUGCCUCGCUCCGAGCUGCAAGACUCGCCAACAAGUUGUUUCCGUCACCUCAUUGUUCUGCGAAGCCUCGCUUGCAGCCAUCAUCGAUGCGUGCGCUGACAAGCGCGCGUGAAAAGGUCAAAGUUCUCCUCGUUACGUACGACGGUGGCAAGCACGCCAAGGACGUUCCGGAGUUGCUCGGCACGACUGAGAAUGAACUUGGCCUGAGAAAGUGGCUCGAGGACCAGGGCCACACUCUCGUCACAACUUCAGACAAGGAGGGGGAGAACUCCAAGUUCGACCAAGAGCUUGUCGAUGCCGAAAUCAUCAUUACCACCCCCUUCCACCCUGGCUACCUUGAUGGCAAGCGCCUUCCCAAGGCCAAGAAGCUCAAGCUCGCUGUCACUGCUGGUAUCGGUUCCGACCAUGUCGACCUCGACCUUGCCAAUAAGACCAAUGGCGGUGUUACGGUGGCCGAAGUCACUGGCAGUAAUGUCGUCUCCGUUGCUGAGCACGUCGUCAUGACCAUCUUGGUGCUGAUUAGAAACUUUGUCCCCGCUCACGAGCAGGUGGAGCGAGGUGACUGGGACGUUGCGGCCGUCGCCAAGCAGGAGUAUGAUCUCGAGAACAAGGUUGUUGGUACCGUUGGUGUCGGUCGUAUCGGUGAACGCGUCUUACGCCGACUUAAGCCGUUUGACUGCAAGCUCCUGUACUUCGACUAUCAACCUCUGAGCAAGGACAAGGAAGAGGAAAUUGGCUGUGAACGCGUCGCAAAACUCGAAGAUAUGCUAAAACGGUGUGACGUUGUCACCAUCAACUGCCCCUUGCAUGAGAAGACAAAGGGUCUGUUUAACGAGGACCUCAUUGCCCUGAUGAAGCGCGGCUCAUACCUCAUCAACACUGCUCGGGGCGCCAUCGUCGUCAAGGAGCACGUCGCAAAGGCCCUCGAAACCGGCCACCUCGCCGGUUACGGUGGUGAUGUCUGGUUCCCUCAGCCCGCGAGCCGGGACCACCCGUUGAGAACCGCCAAGAACCCAUUUGGAGGGGGCAACGCCAUGGUCCCCCACAUGUCUGGCACCUCGCUUGAUGCCCAGAAGCGCUACGCUGAUGGUGUCAAGGCCAUCAUCCAGAGUUACUUGAGCGGCAAGCACGACUAUCGUCCCGAGGACUUGAUUGUCCACAAGGGCAGCUACGCCACCAAGGCCUAUGGUGAGAACAAGGGGAAACCUGCGACCACAAAGUGA
This is a messenger RNA of Metarhizium album ARSEF 1941, 1311 nucleotides long. RefSeq names its product formate dehydrogenase. Lineage: Eukaryota; Fungi; Ascomycota; Sordariomycetes; Hypocreales; Clavicipitaceae. The record is from RefSeq and is a predicted model, not a curated record. The transcript is spliced from 4 exons. Bases 1 to 1311 code for a protein of 436 amino acids. Gene Ontology annotation, cellular component: cytosol. Gene Ontology annotation, molecular function: NAD binding; oxidoreductase activity, acting on the CH-OH group of donors, NAD or NADP as acceptor; formate dehydrogenase (NAD+) activity.